Messenger RNA from Elephantulus edwardii (Cape elephant shrew), 1668 nucleotides. It is a transcript of the gene LRRC34, whose product is annotated as leucine rich repeat containing 34. The coding region runs from base 1 to 1668 and encodes 555 amino acids. Gene Ontology annotation, molecular function: protein binding. The transcript is spliced from 11 exons. NCBI's taxonomy places the organism in Eukaryota, Metazoa, Chordata, Mammalia, Macroscelidea, Macroscelididae. The record is from RefSeq and is a predicted model, not a curated record.
AUGGACAGCAAGGACCCCGACGUUCCUGGAUCCCGCCUUCCAGGUCUGCGCAGGCGCUUCGUGCCAUGGGACCGGAGCGCGCGCCCACGAGUUGGGGCAGGACGCGCGCAGGUCACCAUGACAACACAGAGACGCAGCAGCAUGUGGAGCCGCAGGGAGGAGGCCUCGCCCAGCCACAUCCCCUACCCCUUCCCUGCCCUGGACCCCUCCCUGAUCCCAGACUUCUCCCGAGUCCCCUUCUUGGCUCAAUCCCUCAGCCCAGCGCCGCCUCCAAGCCUCGUCUCUGAGGAUGGUAAGAAGUGGGGACAUUUGGAAUCCACCCGGCCCUACCGAGCGGACACAGAGCAGUGGGAUCCUCGGAACUGGCUGAAGGCGGGAGGGUGCACUGGGACUGGGACCUUCCGCUGUGCUAAACCAUCUAUUCCCAGCCUCCAGGAAAAUUAUUGUAAUCUGUGUUUGGAAAAAGUUCAAAGAAUCAAUCCUUUUAUAGUGUGUAUACUCCAGGAAGUGGAUGAAGAAUGUAAAAAAGGCCUGAAUAAAGAAAUCACAUUAACUAUUGCUGGUAAUAAUCGCCUAAUUCCUGUAGAAAAAAUAACAAGUGAAGAUUUUUGGAUUCUUUCCAAAAUUUUAAAGAAGAAUCCAUACAUUAAUGGUUUGGAUGUUAGAUAUAACCUCUUAAACAAUACUGGUGCGUACUAUGCUGCAAAACUGCUUGAGAAACAACUUAAUCUCAUUUACUUAAACCUUAUGUUUAAUGACAUUGGUCCCGAUGGUGGAGAAGUGAUUGCUACAGCGCUCCAUAAUAACACAGUGCUGAGGUACCUAAGAAUGAGUGGAAACAAGAUUGAAAACAAAGGUGGAAUGUUUUUUGCCGCAAUGCUGCAAAUCAAUUCAUCCUUAGAGAAAUUAGAUCUGGGAGAUUGUGAUCUGGGGAUGCAAAGUGUGAUCGCAUUUGCUACAGUGCUAACCCAAAACCAAGCAAUUAAGGGAAUCAACUUAAACCGCCCUAUUCUGUAUGGUGAACAGGAAGAAUCUACAGUCCAUAUGGGACAAAUGUUGAGACAAAAUAAUUGUCUUAUUGAACUGCACAUGUGUAAGCAUGAUAUGAAAAAUUUUGGUUUAAAGCAAUUAUGUGAUGCGCUGUAUCUGAAUAGUAAACUACGCUAUCUUGAUAUCAGUUGCAACAGAAUAACUUACGAUGGAAUAGUUUUUUUGGCGAGUGUCCUGAAAAGCAACACUACCCUGGAAGUAUUAGAUAUUUCUUUUAACAGAAUAGAAAAUCCAGGAGCAAAAUAUCUCGGUGAAACUCUUGCUUCACACAACAGGAGUCUUAAAGCGUUGUCAGUAGUGAGUAACAACAUAGAAGGGGAGGGACUUACUGCACUUGCACAGUCCAUGAAAACAAAUGUCACCCUCUCCCACCUCUACAUUUGGGGAAACAAAUUUGAUGAGGCUACAUGUGUGGAAUAUUCAAAGUUAAUUGAACUAGGUCGUUUAAAACCAGACAAUACGGACAUAGAGCCCUACGUGGUGGACGGACAUGUGUAUCUGGCAGAAGUCUCCAAUGGUCUGAAAAAGCAUUAUUACUGGACACCAACCUAUGGAGAAGCGUAUAAUCACUCAAGUAAUGCAGGUUUUGCCCUUGUACCAACAGCUCAACAUCUAUGA